Messenger RNA from Suillus subalutaceus, 669 nucleotides. RefSeq lists its product as uncharacterized. The transcript is spliced from 5 exons. The record is from RefSeq and is a predicted model, not a curated record. The coding region runs from base 1 to 669 and encodes 222 amino acids. NCBI's taxonomy places the organism in Eukaryota, Fungi, Basidiomycota, Agaricomycetes, Boletales, Suillaceae.
AUGUACUUCGCAGCCAGCCUCUUUGUUACCGAAACUUUGUUGAGAAUCUCCCGCUGUUCCUCCUCAAGCUUGGUAAUGCGUGUUGUGAGAUUCAGAUGGACUAUCGCAAUGGUAGCAGUGAGGAGAGUUUCAGCUGCUGAGGGCCUGGUGAUGAGAGAAAUGUUGUUGAUGGAAAUAGCUGAGCAAGGCUACUCUUCCUUGAUGGGGAUCAGUCUGUGUCACUUAAAAGUACUCAAAUCGGGUGAAGCUCUCGGACUUGCCCCUCUAAAGAAAAGGCACAGGAGUCGUCGUUCCUACGAGAUUCCACGACCUUGCCAGGAUAGGCAGGACUUUGGUUCUGAUGAAUCCGCGCACGAGUUCCGGAAGACGAUCGAAUCCUUGCUGGAGCGUGUCAAAUGCCUGGAGGAGGCUAGGAUUCGAGACAGAGAGGAAUUGACAAGGGUUGAACCGAAAGGCAACGUUGAAGUAAUGGAACUCGAUGAAGAAUUCAUGUACCACAUGGCUCUCAUUGACGAGCUGUAUGAUGAAAUCAAACCUCUUCAGAUGGAAAUGGGGAGACAGAGGAUGAAAAUUGAGCAGCUCAUGGAGCGCGGGGCUCAGGAGGAGAGCGCGAAGCAGCAAUGCAUUCAAGCGAUGAGAGAUGGAAUUAAAAUGCUUGAGAACGCCUAG